Capsicum annuum is the source of this 2626-nucleotide messenger RNA. Its product is annotated as ferrochelatase-2, chloroplastic. Gene Ontology annotation, molecular function: protoporphyrin ferrochelatase activity. The coding region runs from base 913 to 2388 and encodes 491 amino acids. The record is from RefSeq and is a predicted model, not a curated record. Lineage: Eukaryota; Viridiplantae; Streptophyta; Magnoliopsida; Solanales; Solanaceae. The transcript has 10 exons. Gene Ontology annotation, biological process: heme biosynthetic process.
AUUGUUGUUUUUACAGCAUUUAAUUAAUUGUCAGACUUUAUAGGCACCAAAAAAGAAAGAAAAAGUCCAUCCGUGGGGUUGGCGGGGGAUUUGUUCGAAGUCUUUUUCUUCUUUGUCGGUUAUUCUCUAAUUGCUUGCUGGGUUUCUCUUCUUUGAUCUCUGCCUUCUUUCUGGUACGUGACUUGUUCCUUUCUUUUUCACUUUUCUUUCGUCUUUUUUUCUGAAUUCUUCCAGGUGUUGGUUGAGGUUGCACUUUUGAUUUGGACAAUUAGCUUGAUUUUAAUCUUCUUCAGGUAUGUAUGUUCUUUUGUGUUGAGCUGCAAUUUUCAUUCAUUUUGUCUUACUCUGUUUGUACUGUUUGUUUCUGUUGGGAAAGAAUAGGCACUAACAAAGUGCAGGUAGCAGCGUAAAAAUAUCCAGUCUAAAACUUUCCCUUCAAAUUUGAACCAUGACAAGGCAAAAAAAAUCAAGUGCAAUAACUAUAGACAACAAAUAUACCAACCAAAAUAGAUAAGCAGGAUAAAAAAAUAAACCACACGAGCCACCAAGAUUUACGCGGAAAACCCUUCUGUGAAAGAGUGUGUAAAAAACCUCGGGACCAAAACCUGCAUUAUAAUCACCAAGAGUUACAAUAAUGUUCUCCAAAAUGACCACCAAAGAAGUGCCAAACAACGAGCAACAAUAUAUAAAGCACAACACCAAAAAACUAGAGAACAAAAGGAACAAAAGCUCCUGGAGCCAAGGGGUACCAAAUCCAACCCUGUUAGUUCCUAAUCAAAGAUUGACAUGGGAGGAACAAGUUGUCCAAAAAUCAGCUCAACAAGAAACGAAACGGGAAUUGCAAUUUGAAGUUGGCUACUGAGGGCUGAAAUUUAGUCAAGUAAUCGAUUGAAGAAUAUCAUAUAGUACAUCAUGGAAGCAGGGACGAUCUCUCGAUUUGUUCAACCAACGAAGGCUACCAGUUCCAGUGUUGCCAAUUUCAGUUCUAACUCUUCUAUGUGCUGCCCGCAGACAAGGUUAAUGCCUACUUGCCAUUCCGCACAUGUUGUGCGAGAAACAUAUUAUGAUGAGCGAGAGACUGCAGUUUUAUCUUCUGAACCCAUUAUUAAAAAAAUCUGUGUACUUGGGGGAUUGUUUUUACAUCGUCCAGUACACAAGAGAGGUAUAGUCAGCAGAGCGUUUUGCCCUGUUGGAUUGUAUACAUAUCCAGGGAGCACCAUUGAAUCUUCUUCACAGACAGCUGAAGAAAAGAUCGGAGUGCUACUUUUUAAUCUAGGAGGACCAGACACGCUUCAUGAUGUCCAGCCUUUUCUGUUCAACUUAUUUGCUGACCCUGAUAUUAUACGUCUGCCCAGAUUGUUCCGAUUUCUCCAGCGCCCAUUGGCACAACUUAUAUCUGUUCUCCGAGCUCCGAAAAGUAAGGAAGGAUAUGCUGCCAUUGGAGGUGGUUCCCCUUUACGGAAAAUAACAGAUGAGCAGGCUAGUGCACUAAAAAUGGCACUAGAAACAAAGGAAGUUCCGGCAAAUGUCUAUGUUGCGAUGCGGUACUGGCACCCUUUCACCGAGGAAGCUGCUCACCAGAUAAAAAGAGAUGGGAUUACAAAGCUUGUUGUACUACCUCUAUAUCCUCAAUACUCUAUCUCUACAACUGGUUCGAGUGUCCGUGCCCUUCAGAAUAUUUUCAAGGACGACUCUUAUCUGUCCAGACUGCCAGUUGCUAUCAUUGAAUCCUGGUACCAACGACAAGGUUACAUCAAGUCCAUGGCAAACUUGAUUGAGGAGGAGUUACAUAAUUUCACGAAGCCUGAGGAGGUCAUGGUUUUCUUUAGUGCCCAUGGAGUGCCUGUUAGUUAUGUUGAAGAUGCUGGUGAUCCAUAUAGAGAUCAGAUGGAGGAGUGCAUUUUCUUGAUAAUGAAAGAGCUGAAAGCUAGAGGAAUCAACAAUGAUUAUACCUUGGCUUACCAGAGCCGAGUUGGUCCUGUACAAUGGCUGAAACCAUACACUGAUGAAGUUCUUGUUGAACUUGGACAAAAAGGUGUAAAGUCUCUGUUGGCUGUUCCUGUAAGCUUUGUGAGCGAGCAUAUAGAGACUCUUGAAGAGAUUGAUAUGGAAUACAAAGAAUUAGCACUCGAAUCGGGAAUUGAAGAUUGGGGCCGCGUUCCUGCUCUGAAUUGCACCUCCUCUUUCAUUUCUGAUCUGGCAGAUGCAGUAAUUGAAGCACUGCCAUCGACAAUGGCAAUGUCAACGUUAACGUCCACUGGUACAGAGGAAGGCGUGGACAAUGAUCCGAUGCAAUAUUUUAUAAAAAUGCUUUUUGGAUCACUAUUAGCAUUUGUUUUUCUGGUUUCACCAAAGAUCGUAUCGGCUUUUAAGAAGAACAUCCUUUAGGGAGGACAAAAGAUCCUUUUCAGAAAUAGUACAGAGAUCAAGAAGCAAUAGUUGUGGUGCCACCUGAAAGUUUCUUAAUUUUGUAAACAGUUUGCAGGUUCUGUUCUUACUAAUAAAUUAUACUAGGUGUCACUUUUGUUGGAGACACUGGAUUUGACCGUUUCCAAGUGCUCCGUUUUUGGGGCAGAACUUGUGCAUAGAACAAGAACAAAUUAGAGAUGCAACAAUCUUUGUGGCA